AUGGCAAAACGAACAGAACAACAUGAAAUAGCAGGUUGUAUUUCUUGUCAGUAUCAAAUAAGUGAGCAUACCAUGCGUUUGUCUCCAAAAAAGAUGUUAUUGGGAACAAAAUAUGAUUACCAAGUGUAUUCAACUGAAUUAGAAAUUAUUGAAAAUAAAAACAACAGCUGUGUUAGAGAGCACAGAGACUAUGAAUGUCAUAAACAGGGUAUUUGA
Enterospora canceri is the source of this 216-nucleotide messenger RNA. The record is from the annotation of a GenBank genome assembly. Lineage: Eukaryota; Fungi; Microsporidia; Enterocytozoonidae.